This is a messenger RNA of Penicillium vulpinum, 357 nucleotides long. RefSeq lists its product as uncharacterized. Lineage: Eukaryota; Fungi; Ascomycota; Eurotiomycetes; Eurotiales; Aspergillaceae. The coding region runs from base 1 to 357 and encodes 118 amino acids. The transcript has a single exon. The record is from RefSeq and is a predicted model, not a curated record.
AUGAAUGACUGCGAGGAUGAGGCAAUCCGCGCCGGUCAACUUAUGGAGACUCAGCGUCUCUCUGGCCCAAUGCGAGACAGUUGGAAGAGCGGGAACUUCUGGGUCAUGUAUGCCGCACGGAAUAAUUUUGUAUUCGACUCGAUCUAUUGGCAGAAGAUUGACCAGCCAUUCUUUGGACCGACUCAAAGCUUUGGCUUUGACAAUGUGUGGAAGGAAAGGCUUCAUCUCUUGACACCCAAAGAAAAGGAGUACAUAGAUGAAUGUGUAAAGCUGAAAUUUGAAGAGAUAGACACGAGACCUUUGGCUUGGGACCCGGAUGAGUAUACUCGAGCAUACGAGUGCGAGUGGAUAGAAUGA